Molecule: messenger RNA, 2370 nt
Organism: Zalophus californianus (California sea lion)
Lineage: Eukaryota; Metazoa; Chordata; Mammalia; Carnivora; Otariidae
Gene: POLD4
Product: DNA polymerase delta 4, accessory subunit
Exons: 4
Coding region: 211-534 (107 amino acids)
Biological process (GO): DNA-templated DNA replication; DNA synthesis involved in DNA repair
Cellular component (GO): delta DNA polymerase complex
Molecular function (GO): DNA-directed DNA polymerase activity
Source: RefSeq, a predicted model, not a curated record
GGUGGGGGACAGGCGUCAUUCCCUGGAACCAGUGGACUUCCUCUCUGCUUGUCUGGGUCACCCUGUCUGCCCGUCGCUGGCCCCAGGCUCGCUCUCUGGCCCCGGCCCUCUUCUCUCUCUCUCCCUCAGCAGCUGUCUCUCUCGUGCCCGCUGGCCUGUCUCUCUUUUUCCCCGCAGUCGCCUCCUUCUCUGCCUGCCUGGGUGGCCGCCAUGGGCCGGAAGCGGCUCAUCACUGACUCCUACCCUGCAGUGAAGAGGAGGGAGGGCCCCGCUGGGCACAGCAAGGGGGAGCUGGCACCAGAGCUAGGGGAAGAGCCCCAGCCCCUGAGCGUGGAUGAAGCAGAGCUGGAGCUGCUGAGGCAGUUUGAUCUCGCCUGGCAGUAUGGGCCCUGCACAGGGAUCACACGGCUGCAGCGCUGGUAUCGGGCGGAACAGAUGGGCUUGGAGCCUCCCCCAGAAGUGCGUCAGGUGCUACAGACCCACCCUGGAGAUCCCCGCUUCCAGUGCAGCCUCUGGCAUCUCUAUCCCCUUUGAGGCACCACCUAAGACCUCCUGCCCGCUAUCCCAGAACCUCAAGACCCAAGUGAGAGCCGGUUGCUGCCCCCUUGGCUCAGUUCUGCUGUGAAGAACUUUUGGCAGGAAAAGAGCCUCAUAGAGAGAGAAAAGAGGCUGAAUCUGGAGGUCUCCGAGGCUCAGCCCUCCAUCUAACCAGCAGGCUUCUGGAGCCCCUCUGAGAGCCAACACAGCUGAAGCUUGCACUUCCUACGUGGAGAAUGGUCUCUGAGGACAAGGACCUGCCCAUGACCUUUCAGAUGCCUGCUACACGCCUCCCUGACCACAAAUACUGUGGUCCUGGGAAUAGUGUGGCAAAUAGGCACAGCCUUGACAUAGUCAGACUCAGGCAGAUAUCUACGAGGCAAAGAUGCACUCCCCACUUAAGGCUGGGAAUCUGAAGGCAAAACUGGCAAGAGGUUCACUAAUGCUUAUCAAUAAAGAACACUGAGUCUGGAAGCCUGACCUCCAGUCCCUUAAUAUGGCCCUGCGUGGGCUGGCAGCAACCAGCAAGUUGAUAGGUGGGAGAGAACCAGCACUAUGCCUUCCCUCUGCUGCCCAACCCUAGACCUGGGACUAGACACUUUAACAGACCGUGGGACAAGUCCUCAUUAGAGCUGAUCAGUCUCUGGCGCCCCCUGGUGGUGUACAGGGAAACUACUCUUUAGCCACCUUCAGAGACGAGCCAGAGAAAACUUAACCUGGCCUGCCACCUAGCCUGCCCAGUGUGGCCCACCUCACAAAAAUGGGUCUGUCGGAGGAGGAUCCAUAGGGCCCACGGCCCAUAAAGUCCAGACCUACACAUUCCCGGCAAGCACCUCUGCUUCCCACAUGGAGGCCACCUGGAUCCAAAGCAGGGUUGAGGAGGCUUUCAACCUGCAGGUCCGGCUCAGGGAUGGCCAUCGUCUGAUGGGCUUUGGUGGGGAACUGGGUGGAGCAGAAACAAUGCUUAGGGGACCCUGGGAUGGUAUGACAUGGAGAAUGGGGUCAGUGUUCCUCGCACUCUGUUUACCUUCACUGGCUGUACCAGCCCUCCAUCCUGGGCAGACAGAGACAGCAUUACCAACUCCUUGGGGACAGGCCUACAGAGCAGCCAAGUAGCCUCUUCAGCCCCCACUGUCCUGGGCACUGCCCCUGCCUCAGGCACUUUAAAUGAAUCAUCUCUAAAAUUGCUAAAGGGCUGUCAAGGUAGAUUUUAUAGCGAGGGGACCUGAAGCCCGGAAGAGCUGUGUGGGGCUGCUCAGCAGCACCAGCAGGUAUGUGGUGAUAAGAGGCCAUGUGCGCUAGGCUCUUCCUGUCUACACCCAGGCACCUGCUCAUCUGCUGAGCACCUGCUGUACGCCGGGCUCUAGAGUGUUGUUAGCUGGGUGUUGUUAGUGGUGAGGAGAUCAAAGAAGACAUACAGGUAAAUAUAAUGCCACGAGGUGCUCCGUGGUAGGCAAAGUUAGGGUUAGAGGUCAAAGAAUGCCAGGAGUGCUUAGGUUGACCAGGGAAGCUCUCUGACAGGGUGGCAUUUCAGCGGAGACCUGAACGAAGUACAGGAACGGGCCUUGCACCUACGGGGGUGCUCUGGACAGAAGGAACAGCAAGCACACUUCCCAAGACAGAAGUGUGUGCACCCUGGCCCAGGAACAGCAUGGAGGCCAGCACAGCCAGGGCAGAGGGCGCGAGAGGAGUAUGGUGGGAAAUGAGGCCAGAGAGGUAGCAGGUCGCUCCCAUGGGGCCUUUCAGGCUGAGAUAAGGAAUGUGGAUUUUAAUCUGAGCGAGACAGGAAGACACUGGUGGGUUUUAAGCCAAUAAAUGACAUAAUCAAGCUUA